Molecule: messenger RNA, 1401 nt
Organism: Eremomyces bilateralis CBS 781.70
Lineage: Eukaryota; Fungi; Ascomycota; Dothideomycetes; Eremomycetales; Eremomycetaceae
Product: PQ-loop-domain-containing protein
Exons: 2
Coding region: 193-1251 (352 amino acids)
Biological process (GO): basic amino acid transmembrane export from vacuole
Cellular component (GO): fungal-type vacuole membrane
Source: RefSeq, a predicted model, not a curated record
CAUUCAUAUCAGUCGCAUUGUAAUAUUUAUCCAUCAUUGAGACUGCCAAUUCCUUUCGUUCUACCACGAGAAAACCCAUCCACCAAAACCCACGAGUCGAAUCCAAUUACCGCAGCGUGUACCACCCGGGCUGAGGAAGCGAUUCCUCCGGUGGUGUGUCACCAUAAUCUCAUAUAAAUUCAGAUAUUGAACAUGUACCCUCCAUCAAUCGGUACGUCGCUGCCCAUCGAGGCCAUCAGUGGAAUCUGUGGCUCCAUCUCCAUCGCCUGCUGGGUCGUCGUCUUCUCGCCGCAGAUCGUCGAGAAUUUCCGUCGCCGCUCGGCCGAGGGGCUAUCGAUCGUCUUCGUCGUCAUCUGGUUAGCGGGAGAUGUGUUUAAUAUCGCCGGCGCAGUGAUGCAAAAGGUGUUACCGACGAUGAUUAUCUUAGCCGUGUACUAUACGUUGGCAGAUAUCGUCCUCCUCUGCCAAUGCUUCUACUACAAGGGCUUUACCCUCAAAGAUGAUGUCCCUCCUCCCGCAGCAAAUGGCCACUCCAGCGACGCCGCCGAUGAGCGUGCCCGCCUCCUCCCUGACUCCCGCCCACCACCCCCGUCCUCGCUAGAACGCCGCCCCAGCUUCCGCGAGCGCCUCCUCUCCAGCUCCGCCGACGGCACGAACCUCUCCCCCGUGACCCCCUGGCACUCCCACGCGCCCGUUGACGAAACCUCACCAUCCACCCCGCCAUUCUCCAGUCCGCGGUCGCGUGUGCAAGCGCUCCUCUUCAACGCCACGGGGAUCAUCCUCGUCCUCGCGUCGGGGGUGCUCGGAUGGUGGCUGAGCAGUCACCCCUCAAGCGAAGACGCACAGAAGCCCACGGACCCGGGGGCGCUGCGGUUUAGCUGGUGGGGGCAGGUGUGCGGGUAUGUGUGCGCGCUGCUGUACCUGGGGUCGAGGGUGCCGCAGCUGCUGUUGAAUUACCGGCGAAAGAGCACGGAGGGAAUCUCGAUGCUGUUUUUCAUCUUCGCGGUGCUGGGGAACUCGACGUACGUGUUGUCAAUUAUGGCGUUUGAGCCGCGGUGUCCGGGGGUGGAGGGCUGUGCGGGUGGGGAGGCGGCAAGGAUGUAUUGGAGGUAUAUGCUGGUGAAUUUGAGUUGGAUUUUGGGGAGCUUGGGGACGCUCUUUUUGGAUAUGGGGGUGUUUGUGCAAUAUUUCAUAUAUCGAAAGGACGAGGAGGAAGAUUACAACGAUGAAGAUGUCAUUGUAGCUAGGUAGCUUACCUAUAGGUCAUAGAAAUAUCGGCUAGGACCGACCAACAUCAGUCCAAGUGUGUGUCAGGAAGUCCUGCUCAAUUUGGCUCCAAGAUGCGGGUAUAUAUUAUCGCCGGAGUCAAUCUUACGGAAUCUCAAGACGCGAUCUUCUGUC